GCGGACUUCUCCCCCUAAAACUCGAUCGAAAUGUAUAUCUAAUCCGGAGCUUCUGAAUCUUGUUGUUUUGCCACAUCCACCGUCGUCUUCGAUAGAGCGGUUGAUGUGGGGAGGGCCAUGGGCGCUAGGGUCGUGUGAUCGUCAGCUGCCGUGGCUAGGGCAGCUAGGGCUAUAUGGACGGGGCUUGGUGCGCAGGGGAGCAAGCUGGGGUGAAGGUAGAGAGGGGGCUGAGUGAGGAGGGAGGGGGCUGGGUUUGGCAAGGAAAAGGGCUGAGUUAUUGGUUGUGCAGACAAUGAAUAUGGAUUUCUCAAGCUUCCCAAUCGUGUGUCAUUGGGGAGGGAACUAUUAUGAGGAUGCUGGGCAAAUAUGUCAUGAAGGUGGUACAACCACAUUUAUCAUGGUUUCUCGUGGUGCUUGCAUGCUCGAGAUCCUUCAAAAAAUAGCCACAAUGAUUCAUCCUAUCUGUUCUUUGCGUUUGAAAAUGAAAUUUCCCAUGAACGGGGGAAAGUACAUGCUUAUCCCUCUUAUUGAUGAGCUAGCUAUAACAAAUAUGUGGGGCAUAGUUCAGAUGGAGGACAUGUCGAUGCUGGAGAUAUACAUUGAGGAAUCCAUAUGUGACGCUUAU
Molecule: messenger RNA, 625 nt
Organism: Cuscuta europaea
Lineage: Eukaryota; Viridiplantae; Streptophyta; Magnoliopsida; Solanales; Convolvulaceae
Source: the annotation of a GenBank genome assembly